Bolinopsis microptera is the source of this 2332-nucleotide messenger RNA. RefSeq lists its product as uncharacterized. The record is from RefSeq and is a predicted model, not a curated record. Lineage: Eukaryota; Metazoa; Ctenophora; Tentaculata; Lobata; Bolinopsidae. Gene Ontology annotation, molecular function: metalloaminopeptidase activity.
AUACAGUGCAGCAAUGGCUAAGAAGACUGGCCAACUGUUAUCCAAGCUGCGUGCUCUCAUGAAGAGCCACGGACAACUUUCAGCAUACAUUAUCCCCUCUGAUGAUGCUCACAUGAGUGAAUAUGUCUGUGAAAAGUUUCUUAGGCGUGGUUUCAUUUCUGGUUUUACUGGUAGUGCUGGAACAGCAGUUGUUUUGAUGGAGAAAGCCCUCUUAUGGACAGAUGGACGUUACUUUCUUCAAGCUGAACAACAGAUGGACGAAAAUUGGGGUUUGAUGAAAGCAUUCAUGCCUGGAACCCCAAGCGAAGAAGAAUGGCUUGCAGCUAAUUUAGGUAGCAAUGAUAAAGUUGGAAUUGACCCUAAAACAUGUUCCAACACGAUUAAAACUCUCAAGAAACAGCUUGGUAGUGCUGGUAUUGAACUUGUUUCUGUCAAGGAAAAUCUAAUCGACCUUGUCUGGGAUGAUGCUCCUUCACUACCAGACGCUCCAGUCUUUCUUCAUAGCAUGAAAUAUGCAGGAGAAGAUGUUCCCUCAAAGUUGGAGAGUGUUAGAAAGCAAUUAAAAUCAAAACUGUGCAGCUCUAUUGUGUUGAGUGCUUUAGAUGAUAUUGCUUGGACUUACAAUCUGAGAGGCAAUGAUGUCAACUACAAUCCAGUUUUCUACUCAUUUGCUGUCAUAGAUCAGUCUACAUCUACUCUCUAUGUGGAUGAGAGUAAGUUGUCUACUGAGAUAAAGGAAUAUUUAUCCAAUGCCUCAACAUCUAUUAAACCUUAUGAUGAGAUUUAUUCUGAUGUCAAAAAUCUAGAAGGAAGAGUAUUUCUUCCCCUGUCCACAAAUGCUGCCAUUUUCCAGGCAAUCGAUGAAAAGAACAGGGUUGGUGGCAUGAGUCCUGUGCAGGAGCUCAAAGCAAUUAAAAAUGAAGUUGAGCUUGAAGGGAUGAGGAACUGUCAUAUCAGAGAUGGUGCUGCCUUGACUGAAUAUCUUCACUGGUUGCAAACUGAGGUUCAAAAGCCAGGUGUUGUGAUUGAUGAAGUUGAUGGAGCUGACAAAGCAGAACUUCUUCGAAGUAAGCAUGACAAAUAUGUAUCACUCAGUUUUGAUACUAUUUCAAGUUCUGGAGCAAAUGGUGCAGUCAUUCAUUACAAACCUGAAAAAGGUAGCUGCCUUCAAAUAGACAAAGAUGAUAUCUAUCUUUGUGAUUCUGGAGCUCAGUACUCGGAUGGAACUACUGAUAUUACCAGGACAACUCACCUGGGUGAACCAACUGACUACCACAAGGAUUGCUUCACUAGAGUCAUGAUGGGCCAUAUUGAUUUGGCUAUGGCUGUGUUUCCACCUGGAACCAAAGGAACCUGUUUGGACUGUUUAGCAAGGAGACCUCUCUGGAAUGUGGGACUAAACUAUCAGCAUGGCACUGGUCAUGGUGUUGGAUCUUUCCUAAAUGUUCAUGAGGGUCCAUGCAGAAUUUCUGGUGGAAAUAGGAUGAGCAAGCAUGAGAUGGGUCUCAAAAAGGGUAUGAUAUUGUCAAAUGAGCCUGGCUAUUAUGAAAGUGGAAAGUUUGGAAUGCGGCUUGAAAGUUUGGUGGAAGUUGUCGAAACAUCUGUUGGUCCUGAAAAAGGUAAACAUCUAACAUUCAACACAAUAACCAUGGCACCAAUAGAAAGAAAGCUCAUCAAUACCAAGCUGAUGACUGCUGGCCAAAUUGACUGGCUGAACCAUUACCAUCUCACUGUAAGAGAGAAAGUUGGAGCUGUUUACGAGGAACUGGAAGAAGUCAAGAGCUUAAAGAUUGGCUGCAUGCAAUGACAGAGCCUAUGUAAAUUUAUCAACAAUAACAUUUGGCAAACUUUUUCAUAUAAUUAUAGAUGAUUUAUUAAAUAAGUUAGAUAGUGGGAUAAAAGACAUUGUCAACCGGUUUUCAAAAUACUUUUUGAACUUAAUUUAUAAACAUUUAGAUAUAUCAGGUUAUUAAAUGAUGUUAUAAUGAAGAAUUUUUACUGUUAACAAUUAUGGUUAAUAGAACAUUAUCAUAAUACAGUAAACCCUUGAAUAUAAUUGAUGUUUUGGGAGGAAGUGAAAGUCUCCACUCAGUUUUUCAAACAAAUAGUUGUCGACGUUUCGGCUCAUAAUUGGGAAAAUUAAUUUAGGCCACGUAAAUCAAAUCCAGUGAAUCAAGGGUCUACUGUAAUUAUUUACUUGAAAAUUGUAUUUUUUUUCAUUGGAAACCUAUCCAUUUAUGAAUACAGGACCCUCUCACAGUCUUUCAGUGACUCGUGAUUUGAUAUGUUAUCAAAUAUAUUAAGGCGUUGCACAAACAUAAUUACAUUACAU